This is a messenger RNA of Portunus trituberculatus (swimming crab), 2633 nucleotides long. RefSeq names its product sphingosine-1-phosphate lyase 1-like (gene Sply). The transcript is spliced from 14 exons. Gene Ontology annotation, cellular component: endoplasmic reticulum. Gene Ontology annotation, molecular function: sphinganine-1-phosphate aldolase activity; pyridoxal phosphate binding. Lineage: Eukaryota; Metazoa; Arthropoda; Malacostraca; Decapoda; Portunidae. Bases 338 to 1981 code for a protein of 547 amino acids. The record is from RefSeq and is a predicted model, not a curated record. Gene Ontology annotation, biological process: carboxylic acid metabolic process; sphingolipid catabolic process.
ACUGAACCCAGCCUUUCCUCGUCCCCCGUGACACCAAAACAAACCAUCCUCCCUCCCCCUCCCCUGGCUGUCACUCCCUCGCUGCCCCUCACUGCCCUUCCUUGCUCUCCUUUCCUGGUCAGUACAUAAGCCUCAAUUACACAAGAACACAUACGUUGCAUAUAGAUUCCUUCACACUGUGUAUUUUUGUGUGUGAAAGUAUUCUUGUCUUGUCAUGUCGGUCAACUCAGCAAGGUCAGGAGUUGCAUUAGUCAUUGUCCAUCAAGGGUGCCAUGUAUGCGACAAGUUGACUGCGCAAUUGGAUCAUUAACAUUCAGUAAAACUAAAAGAAGCCAAAAUGGAGAUAGCAGAAAUGUAUUUAGUAAGACUGCAAGAACAUGUCAAUAGCCUGUGUACUGGCAUGCCAGCCUGGGAGAUUGUUCUAAAGACAGCGGCCACCACAGUUCUCUUGGUGUGGGUGAAAGGCUUCCUUUUCAAAGAUGAGAGCUUGUAUGAACGGGGAAAGAAGACGGUGUUUAGACUGGCACGGAGGUUACCACAAGUUAAAAACAUGAUUCAAAAGGAAAUUAACAAGAUGUCUGAUGGCCUGACUCACGACUUGAAUGAAGCAAUAGAAAACACUCCAUACCUGGUGCAGCUGCCAAAAGAUGGCUGGAGUACAGAAAAGAUUAUUGAAAAGGCCACAGAGUACACAAAGUUUGGAACCUUUAAGUGGGAGACAGGCUGUGCAUCAGGUACAGUGUACAAUGGCAACAAAGACCUCACAGAUGUCAUGACUCAAGUGUAUGGCUUGUCAGCGUGGACCAACCCCCUGCAUCCAGACGUCUUCCCUGGAGUGAGAAAGAUGGAAGCAGAGGUUGUGCGCAUGUGUUGCAGUCUCUUCAAAGGUGACAGAGAAAGCUGUGGAUGUAUGACAACAGGUGGCACAGAGAGUAUUGUGAUGGCUGUGAAAGCAUACAGGGAUUAUGCCAUUAAUGUACGUGGCAUCAAGAAACCUGAGAUCCUUGUCCCUGUCUCGGCCCAUGCCGCCUUUGACAAGGCGGCCUAUCUACUAGCCAUCGGCAUCAAACAUGUCCCCCUGGAUCCAAAGUCCAUGAAAGUUGAUGUCCAUGCAAUGAAGAAGAUGAUUAACAAGAGAACUUGCAUGCUUGCAGUAUCAGCACCUCAGUUUCCUCAUGGUGUGAUAGACCCUGUAGAUGAAGUGGGAGCCCUUGGGGAGCAGUACAACAUUCCAGUCCAUGUUGAUGCCUGUCUAGGAGGCUUCCUCAUCCCCUUCAUGGAGGAGGCUGGCUAUCCUCUUCCUCCCUUUGACUUCCGUGUGAAGGGUGUUACAAGCAUAUCUGCUGACACUCACAAGUAUGGCUAUGCUCCAAAAGGUUCAUCAGUGAUCAUGUACCGGAACAGCAGUUGGCGGCACCACCAAUUCUUUGUCACGCCAGACUGGCCUGGAGGUAUCUACGCCACAGCUACUAUUGGGGGAUCCAGGUCAGGAGGCAUUGUGGCAGCAUGUUGGGCUGCACUGGUGUAUCACGGCCACCAAGGUUAUGUUGAGUACACCACCAAGAUUAUACAGACAGCAAAGAAGAUAGAGGAAGGUUGUAGCAAGAUUCCUGGAAUCUUUGUGUAUGGCAAACCAGAUGUAUCAGUGGUUGCUCUGGGCUCCAAUGAGUUCAACAUUUACAUUCUUUCUGACCGCAUGACCAAAAGAGGAUGGAACCUAAAUGCUCUUCAGUUUCCAUCAAGCAUCCAUCUGGCUGUGACAGUACUACACACUCAUCCAGGUGUGGCUGAUCGCUUCAUCUCAGAUGUGACUGAAAUUUCUGAAGAUAUUAUCAAGAAUCCUCCAAAAGAUGCUGGUGGAAGUGCUGCCAUGUAUGGCAUGGCCCAGAGCAUUCCUGACCGCAGCCUGGUUGGUGAGUUGGCAUGGUGUUACUUGGAUGCCAUGUACUCCACCCAGCAGAAGUCCACCAAAGCUGACUAGUAUUCAUAGGCUGGCCACUGAACCAUCACUCUUCAUAUCUCUCAAAUCCAUCCAUCCCUUAUUUUUUGGACAACUUUUCCAAGUGGAAGCCUUUUACAAAAUAGCUCAAAGCUGUGAUGAUUGUAUAUGGCUAGUCAUGACUGGUAUUAAUUGCUAUUUAUGUGCUAAUGAAAGGCUUGCUGUGCACCUAAUAUGUUUGACUUGCACAGAAUGUUCAGGAAAUCCUAGUAUCUGAUUUUAAGAUUUUUCUUUAUUAACAGAAAAAAAAUAUUACAGGCAACCCCUGCUUAACGAACGGGUUACGUUCCUAGAAAACCGUUCGUCACGUGAAUUUUUGUUAAGCGAACCAAUUAUAACAAGUUUGACCCCUGACUUGAACUUCCAUUGAGAGUAAACAAAGCGAGAGUGCAUCAUAGUACAGUAAAAGGUUUAAUGAAAGUAAAAAUUAUGAAGUUAAACAUUUAAGCAGUUUAAUUUAAGACUAAGUCAUUAUAAUGUACACUAAUGUAUGUAUGUAAGUAACUUUAUAAUGUUGAUGAUCUUAAAUUUAUGAAGGGAGGGAGAGUGGAGCAGGAAAGACGCUAGCCAGCAACCUGUGGAAUGUAAACAAAAGGUGCAUCAUUGUACCACGCAUACAAAACUUAUGUACCAC